UGACACCCAACCAUGGUCCCAAAGUCACCGGUGGUCGCCUGAGCUACCAAAUAGGGGAUGUUAUUCGCAUGAACUGCACCUCAGGACCAUCCAAGCCAGUCUGUCAUCUCAGCUGGUUUAUYAAUGGUGAACCGGCAAAUCGAUCAUAUCUCAAACAAUAUGAAAAAUAUGUGGUCGGUCGCGAGGGGCUCGAAAUGGCGCGGCUAGGUUUGGAAUUUCGUGUGAAGGGUAUCCACUUUCAAGAUGGCGAAAUAAAAAUGAAAUGCGUGGCCAAAAUCUCCUCCUUGUAUUGGCAAAGUAAUGAGGCAAGUGUGCAAAGUGAUCGACAGCAUCGUGCACCAGCGCUGGAAUCACGUGAAACAAUUGCAGCCAAAUCGCGUGCACAUGGUUCCUCCUCGGCAAAGCCACGUUCUCACACCACAUUGCAACAAUUACAUCUGGCAACACUACUGAGCUUAUUAACGGCACUUUGUACUUCAAGCUACAGCAUAUCUUUAAGAUAACUAAUUUAAUUUAAUUUCUUACUACACUGUGUAGGUGACAGUAACACCGGGAAAGGUAUAACAGCGUUGUCUUUAAUAACAACGGUAAAAAUAAAUUAAAAAGGACACAUAUCCUAUGCCAAAUUGAAAAUCCUGCAUUUAGUUGUUAGACUUAGAAUUAUGCAUAAACUGAACAAGAAACGAAAAUCUUAU
Molecule: messenger RNA, 695 nt
Organism: Bactrocera latifrons
Lineage: Eukaryota; Metazoa; Arthropoda; Insecta; Diptera; Tephritidae
Exons: 3
Source: RefSeq, a predicted model, not a curated record